This is a messenger RNA of Lepisosteus oculatus (spotted gar), 821 nucleotides long. It is a transcript of the gene aprt, whose product is annotated as adenine phosphoribosyltransferase. Gene Ontology annotation, biological process: adenine salvage; AMP salvage. Gene Ontology annotation, molecular function: adenine phosphoribosyltransferase activity; adenine binding; AMP binding. The record is from RefSeq and is a predicted model, not a curated record. Gene Ontology annotation, cellular component: cytoplasm. Lineage: Eukaryota; Metazoa; Chordata; Actinopteri; Semionotiformes; Lepisosteidae.
GCUUGGAGUUCAUUAAGCGUGCACUGUAGCAAGUGGGCAACUGGCACGUCUGGAGCAAUGGCAGGAGAAAACAGGGAAGAGAAACUGAAAUACAUCCGGGAAAAAAUAAGACCCUUUCCCGACUUUCCGAGCAAGGGGAUUAUUUUCAGAGAUAUCUGCCCCAUUUUGAAAGAUCCAAAAGCCCUAAGCACAGUCAUCGAUUUGUUCGAGGAACAUGUGAGGCAGACUUAUCCUGAUGUCGAAUUGAUUGUGGGUCUGGAUGCCCGUGGUUUCCUCUUUGGGCCUCUGCUGGCACAGAGGCUGGGGGUGGGCUUCAUCCUGAUCCGCAAGAAAGGCAAGCUGCCUGGUCCCACAGCGUCCGUGGGGUACACCCUGGAGUACGGAAAGGCCGAAGCAGAGGUCCAGGAGGAUGCGAUUGAGCCAGGACAGAAGAUUCUAAUUAUCGAUGAUUUGCUGGCAACUGGAGGAACCCUGUAUGCAGCCUGUGAGCUGAUGAAGAAACAGAAAGCCCAGAUCUUGGGGUGCUUGGUAGUGAUCGAGUUAACGGACUUGAACGGAGCAGACCGCCUUAAACCAAGCCCACUGUUCUCUCUUGUGCACUUCUAGCAUCCUUUAAACGUGUUCCUAAAAAAGUACACUCCGUUACACCUCUGUAACAUCUCAUGUAGGUUUGUAGUUAACUUGUUUUAUACACUAAUAAUGGCAAACCCAGUAUCUAAGAAGGAAAGCACUUCAAAGAUCUUAACUGGAUCAGUGUAGCCCCUUUUUUGUAUUAUGAAAACUAUUUUUAAUAAAGGACAAAUAAAGGCUAAUAAAGGUUA